Messenger RNA from Truncatella angustata, 1576 nucleotides. Its product is annotated as alpha-amylase. Gene Ontology annotation, molecular function: hydrolase activity, hydrolyzing O-glycosyl compounds; calcium ion binding. Gene Ontology annotation, biological process: carbohydrate metabolic process. The record is from RefSeq and is a predicted model, not a curated record. NCBI's taxonomy places the organism in Eukaryota, Fungi, Ascomycota, Sordariomycetes, Amphisphaeriales, Sporocadaceae. The transcript is spliced from 6 exons. Bases 1 to 1536 code for a protein of 511 amino acids.
AUGGAGGAGACUCAUAGAGUACCGGACGAUGCGCCGUGUGCCGUCAACUUGACCAUGUUCCAAGGCUUCGAAUGGCAUCUCCCCGCAGACCACCAGCACUGGGCCCGACUGGCAAGGGCAAUACCGGACCUUGCCACACUGGGCAUCACGAGUAUGUGGAUUCCGCCCGCCGCCAAGGGCAUGUCGCCCGUGAGCACAGGAUACGACACGUACGAUCUUUACGAUCUGGGCGAGUUCGAUCAGAAGGGAGCAAAGCACACAAAGUACGGAACGAAGGACGAGCUCGCGCGGCUGGUGGAUGCGGCCAACGGUCACGGCGUCGGCAUCAUAUUCGAUGCUAUCCUCAACCACAAGGCCGGAGCAGAUCGCAGCGAGGUGGUCUCGGCUGUCAAGGCCGCGCCAGAUCGUCUGAAAGACAUCAGCAAGCCACAGCGGGUUGAGGCGUGGACCGCGUUCGACUUUGCGGGCCGCCGAGAAAAGUAUAGCGCUCUGAAGUGGAACAAAGAUCACUUUAACGGUGUGGAUUGGGACCAAAGGUCCAAGUCGAACGCGAUAUGGAGACUGGAUGGUAAGAAGUGGGCUCGCGACGUCGACGAAGGAAAUGGCAAUUACGAUUUUCUCAUGUUUUCAAACAUAGAUCACAGUCACCCUGAAGUUCGCGCCGAUCUAUACCGUUGGGUUGAGUGGCUUGGGUCACAGCUUAAACUUGGCGGGCUACGCCUGGAUGCCGUCAGACACUUCUCAGCGUCUUUCCUCCGCGACCUGAUGCGACACAUCGAUACAUCAGUUGGCCAAGAUUGGUUCGUGGUCGGGGAAUACUGGAGGGGCAAUGUGGAAGUGCUCUCCGCCUACGUCGAGUAUAUGAACUACCGGCUCUCUUUGUUCGACGUCCCCUUGGUAGAGGGCUUUUAUAAGGUCUCUACUGGUGCCGAACCAGAUAUACGCAGGCUUUUCGAUGAUAGUUUGGCUGCUAUAAAGCCGGCGAACACGGUUACUAUAGUUACAAAUCACGAUACCCAACCCGGCCAAACUAUGGAGAUGCACGUGGAGCCUUUCUUUAUCCCUAUCGCUUAUGCCAUCAUUCUUCUCUGCGCAGACUUCGGACUGCCAUGCGUCUUCUGGGGAGACAUCUACGGUAUUCGAGGGCCUCGCCGUCCGCAGCCACCUCCUCAGGACGGAUUGAUGGUGCCGCGGCUCAUGCUAGCACGGAAGUUUUGGGCUUAUGGGACUGAGAUGUCCUAUUUUUCCGACUCGAAGACUUGCAUUGGUUUCACGAGGUUUGGCCAUCCCUCGCGGUCUGGAGGAGCUGGUCUGGCGGUCACUGCAAACAUUGGCUGGCGUUGUGAUGAGAAGCGAAUGUGUGUUGGGAGGCAGCACGCAGGUGAGCGAUGGGCAGAUGUACUCGGGAAGGCUUGGGGAGAGGUUUGCAUCGACGACGCUGGCUAUGGAGUUUUCCCUGUCGCGCCGCGAGGGGUGAGUGUCUGGACAAACAAGGCGGCCGAGAACUGGGACAUGGUCGGCGCGUUCAUUUUGUGAGUAUGCCCAACGUUCUCUGUCUCCGUUUGCAAUUCCCUCA